AUGCCUCUUAAAGACGGAGUUUACAUCAUCGCCAGCACCCUCGAUACCAAUCCUGUUCUUGAUAUUGAGGGCGCCGCCAAUCCCUUCAACAGCCCCAUCUCCGGUGUAGUCGGUUUUACGAGAGACACCAAUAACACCACCAACAAACAUCAGCAGUGGAUCGUGACCACUCUUCGUAAGGGUGUCUACGGCUUGAAGUCUACUAUUAGCAACGUCUGGAUCACUGCCCCUGUCGAUGGCAGUGUUUCUCAGCUCGACACGUCUGUGUACGAUCCCGUUUAUAACGAAGCCACCCGUUGGAAAAUCACAGCCCUUACCAGCGACACCUAUCAGAUUGAAAGUGUGCGAUUCCCGAACCACGUUAUAGACCUCGAGUAUGCCAGUUCGGCUGACAACACUCAUGCUAUUCUGUAUCCGAGCCAACAGAGCGCCAACCAAAUCUGGAGGUUCCUCCCUGUUGUAAUCUGA
Messenger RNA from Trichoderma reesei QM6a, 468 nucleotides. RefSeq names its product carbohydrate-binding module family 13. The transcript is spliced from 4 exons. The coding region runs from base 1 to 468 and encodes 155 amino acids. NCBI's taxonomy places the organism in Eukaryota, Fungi, Ascomycota, Sordariomycetes, Hypocreales, Hypocreaceae. The record is from RefSeq and is a predicted model, not a curated record.